GAUAUCAACCGAGCGGAAUUGAAUGACGACAUCUUGGCAUCAUCAUGUCUUUCUUUCAGAACCCUUUCUCUACGCAAGUAGGCCAACGAGUCGAGAGGGCGACGGGCGACCAGCUCGAGAGCGAGGACUGGGCGCUCAACAUAGAGAUAUGCGACAUUAUUAACGAGACGGAUGAUGGACCCAAAGAUGCUAUCCGAGCAUUGAGAAAACGUAUUUUCAACAAUAAGAAUUACAAACAAGUGAUGCUCGCCUUGUCGGUGCUUGAGACGUGUGUCAAAAACUGUGGGAAACGGUUCCACGUCCGAGUAGCCGAGAAAGAGUUUGUUGCCGAGUUGGGAAAGUUGGUGUCUCCACGGGCAAACGUGCCGACGAUUGUGCAGCACAAACUGUUGGGUUUGGUGCAAAGCUGGGCGGACACGUUUCGCAGUCAAACGGAAAUGUCGUCGAUCUAUAACUUUUACUGCGCCUUGAGGCAACAAGGUGUUGAAUUUCCUCCACAAGAUUUAGAUACAAUGGCUCCUAUCUACACUCCAGAAAGAACUGUUGCAGAACAGCUGCAUUCGAGUCUACCACCAUCAGGCGCACAAGGACAUUCUCCAUCAAUUCCACGUCAGUCUCACCAAUCCUGGCAACAGCCACAACCCAUUGCAUCUCCAUGGCAGCAGCCUCCACCACAAGAGACACCCAGUGUGCCCCCAGACGAGUACAGUGGACCAGCAUCCAUCACUCCCACUGCAGAACAAAUGGGCAAAAUACGGAGUGAGAUGGACGUUGUGUCUAGUAAUGUUGGUGUAAUGAGUGACAUGCUGACCAACUUGAAACCGGGAGAGGAGGAUCCUUCUGACUGGGAGUUGCUGCGAGAUUUGAAUACGACGUGUCGUUCUAUGCAAUCUCGUUUAGUCGAGUUGUUGAGUAGGAUUGUGUCUGAGGAGUUGACAGGUCAGCUACUUCAAGUCAACGACUUACUAAACAACGUGUUUGUUCGUUACGAUCGAUUUGAAAAGAAUCGCACUGCAGUCCUACAAGCAACAAGAGCUGCAACUGGCCAAUCCACUCCUCCUAAUGCAAGUGUUACCAUGUCACCUUCAGCUGCUCUUGUGCCAUCACCUGCUCCACUUAUUGAUCUUGGUGAUGGUGAAACGGCUCCUCCGGUGUCAGCACCGAGUUAUGGCCAGUUGUCGCAUGAAUUGGCGGAAAUUGACCUGGGCAGCGAAAGUCAUCCCAACACAACAAACUACACAUUCAGUGGCCCAACACAACCCACCCAAUCAACCAACAACGCAGUCCACGACGACGAGUUUGACAUGUUUGCACAGAGCCGACAAAGCUUUGACCAGGCAGCUCUCAAUCGACAGAACAGGGCACUUGGAUACGUCGUGGAGGACACUCAUCACUCGGUUGCCGGUGCAAUAAACUCACGAAAUCCGUUUGCUGCUUAUGUAGAGCCUCAACAGGACCCGACCAGAUUGCAAGGUAUGGAGCAGUGGCUAGCUGCCACAGACUUGCAGCCUCACCAGCCUCCUGCAUCUGAAAGCAGCACACAAGAAUCGAUGACGACUGCUGAGUUUGACAGAUUCCUAGAGGAACGAGCCAGCAAAGCAUCAUCAGCAACAAACGUUCCCACCAAGACGACAAUCGAUCCAAACGUGCCGUCGACUCUUGGACGACGUACGAGACCACAAAUGCAACAAGAAGGAGCUCACCAAGAAGAGGAACUAUUUGGCCUGUGAUCACGUGACCAGAUGGCAUCCUCCACGCGUUAGUAUGUCAGUCUAUGGUAUAUGCUGAUCAACUAUAAGUGAUUAUAGAGACUUGUAUGUUGAUGUGAUUAGAAAAAUUGUUAGUGUUGCUCAACGACACAUGAAAA
Corticium candelabrum is the source of this 1867-nucleotide messenger RNA. Its product is annotated as TOM1-like protein 2. Gene Ontology annotation, molecular function: phosphatidylinositol binding; ubiquitin binding; clathrin binding. The record is from RefSeq and is a predicted model, not a curated record. Lineage: Eukaryota; Metazoa; Porifera; Homoscleromorpha; Homosclerophorida; Plakinidae. The coding region runs from base 45 to 1730 and encodes 561 amino acids. Gene Ontology annotation, biological process: signal transduction. Gene Ontology annotation, cellular component: membrane; endosome. The transcript has 17 exons.